Messenger RNA from Entrophospora sp. SA101, 2307 nucleotides. The record is from the annotation of a GenBank genome assembly. Lineage: Eukaryota; Fungi; Glomeromycota; Glomeromycetes; Entrophosporales; Entrophosporaceae.
AUGGACUUAAAAGAAUUAGCGAAUUUACCAAUCUUAAAAUUUAAAGAAAAAAAGCUGUUUACAGAAGCAAUCACUCAUAGAAGUUACUCAUACGAAAACAUUAAAGUAAAUUACAGUUAUGAAAGAUUGGAAUUUCUUGGAGAUUCAAUCGUAAAUUUGAUGGUUGGAGAUUUCCUGUAUAAAAAAUUUCCCGAUUAUGAAGAAGGAAAAUUAACUGAACUACGUUUAAAAUUAGUUUGUGAAGAAACUUUCGCUCGAUUUAGCUUGGCGAUUAAAUUAGAUAAACAUAUAAAAUUAGGAAGAGGCGCUGAAUCAAUAAGAAAUGGAAAUAAAUUAUUGGCCGAUGUUUUCGAAUCAUAUAUUGCUGCUGUAUUCAUCGACUCGGUUGACAAAAAUCUUGAUCCUAUUAAUCGAUUACAAAUUUGGGCGGUAAAAAGAGGGUUUGAGACCCCAAUAUAUGAUGAUCUUACUCCAAAAGAUGCACCAAAUACCAACAACACUGAAUUCAGAUUUAAAGCCAUUAUCAAUUCUAAAAUUCAUAAAAUACAUCGCCAAUUAGAAAUUCAAAAAGAUUUUAUUGAUAUUAAUCAAGCAGAAUGGUCUGAAGUAAUGUGUCCAGACUCUGUUUUUUUAAAUGAUGGAUUAGGCGGGUUUUUAUGUUUAGAGGAAAUUGAAGGCAUUGGUAUAGAAUAUGAUGAACAUACGGGAGCAAAAGAGCCUUUAUCCAUGGAAGUUAAUGAAGAUCAAGAUAAAAACAUGGAUAUAAACCACAAAGACGUCAAUGAUUUACAAUCUGAAAGUGAAGAAGAAGAACAAGUUAUUGUUGACAAUAAGAUAGCUGCUGAAACACAAAUUAUUGAGAUUUCAAAUGAAGAAUUAUUAGAUUCAGGGAAAUCGGCAUGGGAUCGGUUCAAUCUUUCAUCUGAUAUGAUGAAAGGUUUGGAAUUGCUUAAAUUUGAUAAACCAACACCAAUUCAAGAGAAAACAUUGCCUGCCAGCUUAACUGGUAGAGAUGUUGUGGGUGCAGCAGAAACUGGUUCAGGGAAAACACUCGCUUUUGGUAUUCCUAUCUUAGAAUACAUCAUUAAAAGGAAAAACAACAAUGAAAAACAGUUCAACGAACUUGUUGGACUUAUUUUGACUCCCACUAGAGAAUUGGCCAUUCAAAUAAAAGAUCAUCUUCAGAGUAUCAGCAAAUUUUCUUCAAUCAAUAUAAUGGCAAUAGUAGGAGGGAUGUCUUUACAAAAGCAACAAAGGUUACUAGAAAAAAAUCCAAAUGUUAUUAUUGCAACACCUGGGAGAUUAUGGGAAAUAUUUUCAGAGAAGGACAUUUUUAUUAAAAAACUUCGACUUGUAAGAUUUUUGGUUUUGGAUGAAGCCGAUAGAAUGCUCGAGAGUGGACAUUUUAAAGAAUUAGAUCAUAUCCUUUCAGUUUUAUCUUUGGAAAGACAAAAUACAGAUCAUCAGGAUUCAAAUAAUGUUGUGCAAUCAAGACAGACAUUUGUAUUUUCAGCUACUUUGGAUAAAACAUUGAAGGAAAAAUUGAAGCAAAAAAAAGGCUUCAUGAUAAAAAAUCCAAAAAAUAAUAAUUCUUCAGGAACUAUUGAUGAAUUAAUGCAAAAACUGGAAUUUAGAGAUCCAGAUCCUGUGUAUGUUGAUAUUACACCCGAAAAUGCUGUAGUUACCACUUUGCAAGAAUCUAAAAUUGAUUGUUUAGCUAAAGACAAGGAUUUGUAUGUUUAUUAUUUUAUAACAUGUUAUCCAGGCCGUACAUUAAUUUUUGUCAAUAGCAUUGACUCGAUUCGUCGGCUUGUUCCAAUUUUGAAAUUAUUGAAAAUUGAAGUUAUUGGAUUUCAUGCACAAAUGCAACAAAGGCAACGUCUUAAGAAUUUAGAUAGGUUCAAAGCAAAUGAUAAUGUGGUGAUGGUUGCAAGUGAUGUGGCUUCGCGUGGCUUAGAUAUACAUCAAGUGGAUCAUGUGAUUCACUAUCAUUUGCCUCGUUCUAGUGAUAUAUAUGUUCAUCGUAGUGGGCGUACAGCACGUGCAAGCAAGGAAGGUGUCAGUUUGAUUUUAUGCAGUCCUGAAGAAUUGAGCUUAUACAGAAAAUUGUGUCAGAAGCUAAAUAAAGUUGGGAUUGCUGAGUUUCCAACGAAUGGAGGAUUUGUCAACAUGAUGAAACAAAGAAUUGAGUUGGCAAGACAAAUUGAUCAAGAUGAACAUAAAUUACAAAAGACAAAUUUUGAAGAAGAUUGGUAUAAGAAAGCAGCAAAAGAUUUGGAUGUUGAUUUAGAUGAUAAUAGCUCGUAA